AGGUUACAUUACCUAGGAAAAAAAAAAUAGCACAAGAAUUAUCUCUCUCCUCACGUAUUUAUAUACACACCUAUACACACGUAUACAUACACAUACUCACCCAAUUCACUAGUGAAGCAAUUCAGUUCCUGCCCAAGCUGACCCAGAAUAAAAUAAGAUCAAUCCACUGAUUCAACUACUGUUUUAUCGUUUAUAAUAUCACAUAUAUUAUCUGAGUUUGAGGAGGAGCAUUCGUUAAAUUGUAAUUUGAAGUGUGUAUGUUGCUUCGCGUGACAGGGUGAAUGGUGUCGCCUUAGAUAAAAGUUACGUGCUGCCUUAGAAUUUUACAUCCCAUGUGUUCUUCAUAUCCUGUUUAUUGGUGGACAUAGAUUACUUUUCCUUUCUGGGAUUGCAUAGUUAAAGCCAAAUAGCAAGUUCCCUGUCUAUGGAGCGAACAGAACACCAAAACGAACGCGAACAUGUUAUUGACAUUACAAGUAACAGAGGACCAUCCUCUUCUAGCUCCACCCAAGAUAGACCACAAAAUGGAUCAGAUACACGGCGGAUUGAAGAACAACCUUCCACAAGUGUGAGGCCUUCCGUGCUUCAACCUUCCUUUACUAUAGCUAAUGGGUCAAUCUCAAGAAGUUCUUCAUCAGUUAGGAGAGGGAAUGGGAAUGGGAAUGGGCAUGGUCGCCGUAGAAGUCCACUUAAUUCUGGAUUAUGGAUAUCUGUUGAAUUAGUUAUAACCGUGAGCCAAAUUAUUGCCUCCAUCAUUGUUUUGUCCCUGUUCAGGGAUGAAAGUCCGCAUGCUCCGCUGCGUGAAUGGAUUCUGGGGUAUGCUUCUGGGUGCGUUGCUACACUUCCUCUUCUUUAUUGGCGUUAUCAUCAUCGUAAUCAAACAUCAGAGCAAGAUUCAUCUCAGCCUCGUCAGAAUUCUCCCGAGAGUAACAUUACAGCACGAACAAAUUCUUACAGUUUAUCUUCAGGUACUAGAACCAUGGAAGAUGAAGAUCACCAGACGAUUGCUGCUUCUGGAAGUGUUCAAGGUGGUACAAUUCUGAAUGCAAGAGUCAAGGUACUCAUGGAGUACUUAAAGAUGGCUCUGGAUUGCUUCUUUGCUGUAUGGUUCGUAGUUGGCAAUGUUUGGAUUUUUGGGGGUCACUCAUCUUCCACUGAAGCUCCAAACCUGUACAGAUUGUGUAUAGUAUUUCUUGCUUUUAGCUGUAUUGGGUAUGCAAUGCCAUUUAUACUAUGUGCUACUAUCUGCUGCUGCCUACCUUGCAUUAUUUCUGUGCUGGGCUUUAGAGAGGAGCUAAAUCAAAAUAGGGGAGCCACUCCAGAAUCAAUAAAUUCUCUUCCAACCUACAAGUUCAAGAUAAAGAAAAACAGAGUUGGGAGUGAUAGAGAAACCAAUUCUGGUAGCAAUGAAGGAAUCGUGGCUGCAGGUACAGAGAAGGAGCGUGUCAUCUCUGGAGAAGAUGCGGUUUGCUGCAUAUGCCUUUCAAAGUAUGCAAACAAUGAUGAGCUCAGGGAAUUGCCAUGUUCUCACUUUUUUCACAAAGAAUGCGUGGACAAGUGGCUCAAGAUCAAUGCAUUGUGUCCCUUGUGUAAGGGCGAGGUUGGUGAUAAAAUAUUAAGCACGCUCUCUAGGGAAAAUACCAACUCACAAAUGAAUGCAGUGCUAUGAACUGGUUAUUUAUUGACCGUCAUUGACAUGUCUAUGCGAAACUUCCUGUUUUAGCUUUCAUGUCCGUGCUGAUGGAAAGGUUUCCCAAACGUCAUGUUUAGAACACCAUGGGGUUAUUCAAGUUUGAUAUUUUCGAUUCCAUUUGGUUGCUCGGUUGGGCAAGAAUUUGACAGCUCUUAGAGUUGUAAUGUUAAAUAUGUGUUAGUAAAGAUUGUUUUGUGGCCAAAGAUUGUAUAUUGGAGCUUCUUUGAAUGAGAAUGAUAAUUCUGGACGACUAGAAAAUAUAUAUAUAAAGCGGAGAUAUAUACUUGACAAUAUCGUUAUGUAUGAAGAUAUAGUUUUGUUAUUGUA
Messenger RNA from Daucus carota subsp. sativus, 2020 nucleotides. Its product is annotated as E3 ubiquitin-protein ligase At1g63170. Gene Ontology annotation, molecular function: zinc ion binding. The record is from RefSeq and is a predicted model, not a curated record. Lineage: Eukaryota; Viridiplantae; Streptophyta; Magnoliopsida; Apiales; Apiaceae. Bases 425 to 1669 code for a protein of 414 amino acids. The transcript has 5 exons.